AGUAGAUGGCGGUAAUGCACGUCAGUAAGUUGCUUGCCAACCGCCAUAAAAAAAGAGGAAGAAGAAGAGAAAGGAAAAAACAAGACAUGUAGUCGCACAAUAGGUGGUUUUCCCGGUCACAGCGAACAGUAAUGGGUGGGUCCAGAGUUUGUUUGAAGACGGUGGUCUGUCUUCAUUAGCGGUUCCGUAUGGCGUGGCCGGUCCAGUUUUUCUUCCGGGGCCUUCGCACUGUCGGAUUGGUUCUCCUCUACUAUGUCUUCUCCAUAGGCAUCACCUUCUAUAACAAAUGGCUGAUGAAAGGCUUCCACUAUCCCUUGUUUAUGACGCUGGUUCAUCUUGGCGUCAAUUUUUGUCUGUCAGCUCUGACGCGGCGGGCUAUGCAGUGCUGGACAGGGAAGCCCCGCAUCAUUCUGACCUGGAAAGACUACCUCCGUAAAGUGGCUCCAACAGCCUUGGCAACAGCACUGGAUAUAGGGCUUUCCAACUGGAGCUUCCUGUUCAUCACCAUUAGUUUGUACACCAUGACCAAGUCCUCUGCAGUGCUGUUCAUUCUCUUUUUCUCCCUUGUGUUCAAACUAGAGGAGCCGAACCCCUUCCUGAUCCUGGUGGUCCUGCUGAUCUCCAGCGGACUCUUUAUGUUUACAUUUGAAUCGACUCAGUUCAACAUGGAGGGCUUCAUCAUGGUGCUGUUGGCCUCCUUCAUCGGGGGAAUCCGCUGGACCCUCACUCAGGUCCUCAUGCAGAAAGCGGAGCUGGGUCUUCAGAAUCCCAUCGAUACCAUGUACCACCUCCAGCCUCUCAUGUUUCUUGGACUUUUUCCCCUUUUUCUCUACAAUGAAGCGCUGAGCCUGAGUGAUUCGGAGAAGUUGUUCCGUGUGACGGAGCUCUCUCCACUCCUCUAUUCCCUCAUGACGCUGAGCGUAGGCGGCACGCUGGCCUUCGGCUUGGGCUUUUCUGAGUUUCUCCUCGUCUCCAAAACCUCCAGCCUCACAUUGUCGAUAUCAGGAAUCUUUAAGGAGGUGUGUACGCUGCUUUUGGCAGCCUCUCUGAUGGGAGACAGAAUGAGCAAACUGAACUGGCUGGGGUUCGCAGUGUGUCUCUGUGGGAUUUCUUUACACGUGGGACUCAAAACAUACUAUUCCAAAAAUAAGGUUCCUUCUGUUCGGCAGCUCAGCAGUAGAAGUUCAGAGCUUCAGUUGCCAUUACUUCGACAGAACGGAGAUAAAUGUGAGGAUUCGGCUGCUGAUGACUACAACGAUGAAGAGGAGGAGCAAGAAAUCUCACUGCAUUGACAAAAGCCCACUUGGACCCGGCUCAUUCCUUAACGUUUAGAGAAGCUCUUCCAGCUUCUUCGUUGUUGUUGCUUCCUUGGUUAUACAUUUCUCUCUGGACUUAAAAUGCAACAAAAAAUAAAAAUAUUUUGAUAGUACAUUGUAGCAAGUACAGUCAAAUAUUCAGAAUUUUUAAUGUCUGACAGGUGAAGAAACAAUGUUGUAUCUUUGUAGCAAUGUUCUGACGCAUCAAAUGGGGGAGGGUUUUUUUUCCUUAUUCAUCAGCCACAUUGGAGAUAUCUUUGAUGUCUGGCCGAUACCAGUUUACGGUUCCAAUUUUCACAUAUUCAGUGGGGUUUUAUUUAAGGGCUGUAAUGAUUAAGAUGGGAAAAGAAAAUUGCAGGUUCUGUGAUUGAGGUGAGAGUUUUAAAUCAAACAGAAAAUGACAAAAUUACAUAAUCGUCUCUAUUUUAUUUGUUGUAUCAUAAAGUUGUCAGCCUUUUUCUGAUUAAUAGGAUUAAGAAGAUCCUGUGUGUGUGCUUAAAAGAAUAGUCCUCACAUUUUUUAGUUCUGAUGUACUUUAUGGAUAGGAGGAAAACAUAUUUUUCAUUAUUCCACUUGAUAAUUAAGAGAAAGUUAGCCAUUUCAGGUCUGGCCAUUGAUUGUUGCAUCAAUUUCAAUACCUCCCAUUGGGCUUGGCAUUUAGCAGCUGUCAGAUGUCGUAGACCUGAAUAUUAUUUCAUAGUGUUUGUUAUGAUACUGGAUACAGGAUAAAUGAUCAUACUUUGACCAAUAUUUAAAACACUCUACCUGUAAAUUUAAAGUUUGGUUCAACGUUGGUUAACAUUUUCCAGGCUUUUACUUAUAUUUCAAAGCUAUGUGCCUUAUGAGCUAUUUUUGCUAACGAGUAUGUCGGUGAUUUGCAUCGCUAUUUAUGAAAAGAUUUUGAUGUGUAUAAUUUUCAAUAAAAUGUAAUUUUAUUUAGAUUUUUAAUAAACAUAACAAACAAGUUAA
Messenger RNA from Gambusia affinis (western mosquitofish), 2285 nucleotides. RefSeq names its product solute carrier family 35 member C2 (gene slc35h1). Gene Ontology annotation, molecular function: antiporter activity. Gene Ontology annotation, cellular component: Golgi apparatus; cis-Golgi network; endoplasmic reticulum-Golgi intermediate compartment. The coding region runs from base 189 to 1292 and encodes 367 amino acids. Gene Ontology annotation, biological process: UDP-glucose transmembrane transport. The transcript is spliced from 10 exons. The record is from RefSeq and is a predicted model, not a curated record. Lineage: Eukaryota; Metazoa; Chordata; Actinopteri; Cyprinodontiformes; Poeciliidae.